Etheostoma spectabile (orangethroat darter) is the source of this 4004-nucleotide messenger RNA. It is a transcript of the gene kaznb, whose product is annotated as kazrin, periplakin interacting protein b. The transcript has 17 exons. The record is from RefSeq and is a predicted model, not a curated record. The coding region runs from base 299 to 2686 and encodes 795 amino acids. Gene Ontology annotation, molecular function: protein binding. Lineage: Eukaryota; Metazoa; Chordata; Actinopteri; Perciformes; Percidae.
ACACACACACACACACACACACACACACACACACACACAUAGACCAAAAUGCUCUCACGGGCACACAUUCAGAGAACUUUCUCUCUUGCGUACACACUUACAUGCUGACAAGCAGGCAGGCAGCCACACCCUCUCCCAUUAUCUGUGCGGCGAGCAAAUCAGCUCAUAUUGUUGUUAGCAGCGAGGGGCUGCAUUUCGCUCCUCAGCAACAGCAGCAGGACGGGUCCAGAGGAGAGCAGUCAUUACCAGAGAUCACACACCAGCUUCUACAACUGAAGCGUGUGCCUGUGUGACAGCCAUGGAGGACACCCUCACCUGCAGCCAUGCCACCUUCUCCCAGGUGUUUGGACGCCAGGGACAGCUCAUGCAUGCCACGGUCCAGUCUCUCAACAGCCUGAACGACCAGAUUGCUCAGUUCAUGGUGACCAGACCUUGUAGCCUGGCUCACGAGGACAAGGCCUUCAUGCCGGGAGAGAGGGACACCUUGAAGAAGUCCAUGACUCUGAUGAGACAUCUACUCGUGGAUGCUCAGGGGAAAAUUCUUAAAAUGAUGGAAGACAACAAACAGCUGGCACAGAGGAUUGAUGGGGCCAUCCAGUCCGCCAGCCAGGAAGUGACCAACCUCCGCUCCGAGCUCUCCGCCACCAGCCGUAGACUGGCGGAGCUGGGUGCCAGCAGCCCCCCUGCCUUGGAGAACCACCACAAGUACAAUCACCUUGAUGACAGCCUCCACUAUCGGGAUCCAUCAAUGCAUCACAGACAGAAGACAGUGGUGACAGACAUGUGCUACCAGACAGAGAUAUCCAGCCUGAUGGACUUUGGCACCCCAGACUGCUCGCUAGGCAAAGUGUUGUUGCGUGAGGAGGUGGUGCAGCUUCAAGAGGAAGUCCACCUGCUGAGGCAAAUGAAGGACAUGUUGAGUAAGGACCUAGAGGAGACCCAAGGAGGCUGCUCUGCCGAUCUGCUCUCAGCCACCGAGCUUCGUGUGCAGCUGGGUGACAAGGAGCAGGAGCUGGACCGUGCGAAGGAGGCCUUACAAGCUAUGAAAGCUGACCGUAAGCGUUUAAAAGUGGAGAAGGCAGACUUGGCGAGUCAGAUGCAGCAGCUGUACACAACACUGGAGAACAGAGAAGACCAGCUCCGAGAAUUCAUACGCAACUACGACCAACACCGAAAGGCGAAGCAGUCUCUGGCCACGUUGACAAAAGACGUACCGAAGCGCCACUCUCUGGCCAUGCCUACAGAGCCCGUAGUGAAUGGCAGUCAAGAGUGGGUGAUGCAGGCUGACCUUCCACUCACUGCAGCCAUCCGUCAGAGCCAACAGACCCUCUACCAUGGACACACCACAGACAGACAGGCUGUGGUAAGGAUCAGCCCCUGCCACUCACGCCAGCCCUCUGUCAUCUCUGACGCCUCGGCAGCCGAUGGAGACCGCUCGUCCACGCCCAGCGACAUCAACUCACCUCGCCACCGGACCCACUCCCUCUGCAAUUCCAUGGAGGACCUGGAGGACCAGAAGCGUAAGAAGAAGAAGGAGAAGAUGACUCUGGGAUCCCUGUCGCGGGUGUUCGCUCGAGGCAAGCAGCGCAAAUCACUGGACCCCGGCCUGUUUGAUGACUCUGACAGCCUCACACAGCAGAGCCUGUCUGACGGAGAGGAGCAGCUGGACCGCCUCCAGCAGGCGGAGCUCACUCGGAACACAUGCAUGUCGCUGUGGAGGGCAGGUGCAGUCCAGGCCUGGCUGGAGGUUGUCAUGGGAAUGCCCAUGUACAUCCGAGCCUGCUCUGAAAACGUCAAAAGUGGCAAGGUGCUGCUAGGCCUCACAGAUGAGGAUUUGGAACUGGGUCUGGGCAUUAGUAACCCCAUUCAUCGCAGGAAACUGAGACUGGCCAUUGAGGAUUACAGGAGAGCUGAAGGAGACCAAGGACUAUCAAAAGCGUCUGAGAUGGACCAUCACUGGGUUGCAAUGUCGUGGCUGAGUGAUGUGGGGUUGCCUCAAUACUCCCAGACCUUCCAGACUCAUCUAGUGGACGGACGAGUGCUGAACUCUCUGAGUCGCAGAGACCUGGAGAGAUUCCUCAACAUCAGCGACCAGUUCCACCAGACCAGUCUGCUCCUGGCAAUCCAGCUGUUGCAGAUACUCAAUUUUGAUAAAGAGGCCUUGCAGGCACAGCAGGCAAAAUGUGAGCACCAAGACCGGGACCCCAUUGUUUGGACAUGUCACAGAGUAAUGAAGUGGAUCAGGGACAUAGACCUCAAGGAGUUUGCAGACAAUCUUCAGGGUAAAGGGAUUCAUGGAGCUGUGAUGGCUCUGGACCCCUCCUUUGACACCGACACCAUGGCCAAAGCCCUGGGGAUCCCCAGCAACAAACACAUGCUGCAUCGGCACCUGUAUGAAGAGAUGAAAUCACUUGCCAUCCCUCACAGCAGUUCAGAGCAGGGCAGUGAGGUUGUCUGUUCCUCUUCACCUGUGGCUGUUAACCACUUUGCUGAGGAGAGGGUGUCAAUGAGAAGAUCGGGAAAGAGUCCGCUGAGGUUGCGUGCAAACAGCCACUCUGUAGAGCGAGGCCUAGGCUUCCACGGCACCUGCGGCUCUCCGCCCAGAGAGGCCCGAAUUCAUGCUGUGCCCCGGUCCAAAGGCAGCCCAAUGCACACCUACAAGAGUGUUGAAAUCACCAACGUCUGAAACAGCCUCGGCCAUCCAGAUCACACUGUUGUUACUAUUGUUUACAUUAUUAUUGUGUAGUUGAUUACUACUGAGAGUGACCUGCUCAACAACGUUGGACUUUUAAGUGGAAUUCCUAAAGAAGGUGUACCACUUGAUUUAAUAAUUCAAAAAUAUCACUAUUGUGGCCAAUAUAAGAAUAACACAUACUCUGAACAGAAACAAAGAUCAUUUUUUAACCUGAUGGAGCUGUUGUAAAUGUAAAUAUACUGAAGAGGAAGAUAGUUUUGUUUUUCCAACUAAAUGUCCAAAUGAGUUUUAUAUUAUGAGUUUAUUGAAGGCUGGAGAAUAACCUAUAAAAAUAAGUGAACACAGUGUUGUUCUCUUUUGAUGCCUUAUAUAAAAUAGGUCUCACAGCACGGAUGUUUACUGCUCUUCUCUUUCAACUAUUGCUAACAUGUCAGUAGAUUAAUAAAUGUGCUUAAGAUGUAGAAAAAACAUCAUUACAGUAUAACUUGCUUUCACUAUAGUGAUACAUAUCCGCUGUGUCAGGUCAACAGAUUUGAGUGAGAUGCUGUUAUCACAGUUUUUAAUCAUUACUGUAAUAGAUAAUAAACCUUAGUUUAAAACAUUAAAAUAUGUUACAUUUGGAGGAGCUAAAAUUUGCAAAAAAGUGCAACUUGUAUGACAAUCUUUAACAUGAAUUAUAUCUUUUCAAUACUGGUACAAAAAAAAUCCAUCUUCUCAUUAGUGUUACAUAAUGUAUUAUUUUAAUUAAAGAACUGAAGUUGUUUUUCCUUUUAAAUGUAAAUGUUGAUGAAUUUUGUUUUAACAAAGCUCUUCCCAUUUACAAUAUGUACAGUAGAUUAAACAUACAGUUUAAUGUUGGGUUUUGGAAGUGAUACAAUGUGUACACAAAUGCAUUCAAAUGAUCUCCACAUGUUUAUACUGUACUGUAUAAGCACUGAAGAAAUGGCAAUUCUGUUAAUUUUGUUAUGCACUUAAUUGAGAAAAUGUAAACAUAUAUUUUGUACAGUUUAAUCAUGUUUUAUCAGACAAAGUUGUAUAAAGUUUAUUCCUGAGCAUGUAAACCCACAUAUGAAAUGUCACAGGGACACACUGUGUGCAACCGAAUGCCAGGUCAAUCCAAAUAGUAAAAAACAGGUUUGUCACUUUCUGGGCGUCUCCUUCAGUCACCAAAAGCGGGAAGAUUAGACCAGUUCAGACCUGCAUGGAAACAGAAGGAGAGGACUCAAAUGGGGUUCGCUUUUUUAAUAUGACUCCACCCUGUCAGAGCUUUUCAUGUACAUCCAUAAUAAAGGUGAAAUUAUUGUCAGCU